AUGGGUUACAAACUCAUCUCUCUCCUUGUUCUUUUUCUUCCACUUCUAACAGUCACAAUCUUGUCGGGAGCCGAGCUAGCCUUAGCUUCUGGCAAAACACUCCUCCUCAACAUCCCCCACCGCAACAGCACGGCGGUUUCCGGCCACGGUGGAAACUCGUCGCUGAGAGGGAAGAAACAGACGAGAGGAUGUAACUUGUUCCAAGGACGGUGGGUUUUCGAUGCUUCUUACCCUUUCUAUGAUUCGUCCACGUGUCCUUUCAUCGACGGCGAGUUCGACUGUCUCAAGUUUGGUCGACCAGACAAACAGUUCCUCAAGUACUCUUGGCAACCUGAGGCUUGCACCAUCCCAAGGUUCGAUGGUGCGGCGUUUCUGAGGAAAUGGAGAGGGAAACGAGUGAUGUUCGUGGGAGACUCACUGAGUCUAAACAUGUGGGAAUCGUUGGGAUGUAUGAUACAUGCGUCGGUACCAAACGCCAAGACCACUUUCCGCAAGGGGUCUACUAUCACUUUCCAGGAAUAUGGAGUGACGUUAUACCUAUAUAGAACACCAUACAUAGUGGAUAUAUCAAGAGAGAAAGAAGGAAAUGUACUUAACCUUGGAGCCAUUGAUGGAGGUGCUAAUAUAUGGAAGAACAUGGACGUUCUUGUUUUCAAUUCUUGGCAUUGGUGGACUCACAAAGGCAAAGCUCAAGGGUGGGAUUACAUUCGAGAUGGAUCGUCUUUGGUGAGAGACAUGAACCGUCUUGACGCUUUCUACAAAGGACUUAGCACUUGGGGUCGAUGNGUUGAUCAAAACGUCGAUACUACCAGAACUCGAGUUUUCUUCCAAGGCAUUUCUCCCACUCAUUAUGAGGGAAGGGAAUGGAACGAGCCGAGGAAGAACUGUAACGGGCAAUUGCAGCCAUUAGGCGGAUCAAGUUACCCGAGCGGCCAGCCUCCAUCUGCAGCAAUUGUGUCGAAAGUGUUGAAAACGAUGAAAAGGCCUGUGUUCUUGCUCGAUAUCACCACUUUAUCUCAGCUGAGAAAAGAUGCUCAUCCUUCUACUUAUGGCGGCGAUGGAGGAAACGAUUGUAGCCAUUGGUGCCUCCCUGGUUUGCCUGAUACUUGGAACCAGCUUCUCUACGCAGCUCUUUCGAUGUGA
This is a messenger RNA of Arabis nemorensis, 1143 nucleotides long. The record is from the annotation of a GenBank genome assembly. NCBI's taxonomy places the organism in Eukaryota, Viridiplantae, Streptophyta, Magnoliopsida, Brassicales, Brassicaceae.